UUUCUCGCUAGAACAAGCCAAUAUUUCGUAAACAAUAGGAAAGUAGUUGAGAUAAUUGGACAACAUCGCCAGUGUCGAUUUAGCGGUCAACAAUGAAGGUCUCAAAUCUUUGCAUUUUGGUUGGCACUCACUUUCUGAUAGGUGCGAGUCUCGGUAUUGGUUCAAAUAACUUCGUGACUCAUUGCAGAUACAAUGUGGAUUGCAAAGGUUUACCAAAAGUCACAACUUCUCUCCGCCAGUGCGACUAUUGUUCUUUAAGCCAGAGUAAUACAUAUUGCCAAUUUUUGUCCUCUGCUUCCGUAAAUGCAGCUAAUUGCGGACAAGCCAAAGAUAAAGGAAUCAGUUCCAAGAUCAAGAAUGACAUUUUGAAUCAACAUAACCAACUCAGGAGUAAUAUUGCCUUUGGGAAAGUACCACGGAUUCCGAGCGCCAGUAAUAUGCGAGAAAUGACAUGGAACGAGGAACUGGCUCAAGGGGCUCAACUCUGGGCCAAUCAGUGCGUUUUCACUCAUGAUAGCAAUGACAUUUGCAAGUAUAGUGUCGGACAAAACCUAUACCUCUCGUGGAGUUCUGCUCCAGACGCAAAAUCCGAAUGGUCGAAAGCAGUAACUGAAUGGUUCAAUGAGGUAAAAGACGUCUCGCCUCAAGCCAUCAACAAUUUUCCUUCCUAUAGUAGAGAUCCCAUUGGACACUUUACACAAUUGGCCUGGGCAGAGACUCACGAGCUUGGAUGCGGUUACAUCAAUUAUUUCAACGCAAACCAAGGUUACCAAUAUUACGUAUGCAACUAUGGUCCUAUGGGAAACAUGAUUGGAGCAUCGGUCUAUAAAGAGGGACAAGCUUGUUCCAAUUGUCCGCAGGGGACAACAUGUAACCAAGGAUCAGGGUUAUGUUCAUUGGGCACAAAUCAGCCCAACCCUGGUUUCAAUGAAGAUAUAGUUCAACCUGUUCAGCCUUCCCAACCAGUGUGGCCACCUCCAACGACUGGGCAGGGACCUACCGUGGGGCCUGGCUUUCCUCCAAACAAUGGACAAAAUCCUACCUGGGGCCCAGGUCUGCCUCCUAUCCCCUUUUGUAAAGAACUUGAUGGAACAAUUCGAAAUCUUUAAAAGCGUGUGCUUUCCCAUUGAACAAUCUUGCAUGUCCAUAAUUAAUCAUGUCAGCACAUCAUCAAACAAUUUUCCUCAAAAUGAAGCAUUUAAACCCCAAAAUGAUCUGGC
Molecule: messenger RNA, 1220 nt
Organism: Tigriopus californicus
Lineage: Eukaryota; Metazoa; Arthropoda; Copepoda; Harpacticoida; Harpacticidae
Product: scoloptoxin SSD43-like
Exons: 4
Coding region: 93-1109 (338 amino acids)
Cellular component (GO): extracellular region
Source: RefSeq, a predicted model, not a curated record